This is a messenger RNA of Penicilliopsis zonata CBS 506.65, 915 nucleotides long. RefSeq lists its product as hypothetical. The coding region runs from base 1 to 915 and encodes 304 amino acids. The record is from RefSeq and is a predicted model, not a curated record. The transcript has 3 exons. NCBI's taxonomy places the organism in Eukaryota, Fungi, Ascomycota, Eurotiomycetes, Eurotiales, Aspergillaceae.
AUGCGCGGGCUGCUCUUUGUGCGACCUCUUAUCGGGGCGCUGCUCCUUGCAGCGCUCCCCUCUGUCAUCGCCGACUCGUGCUAUGAUUCUGACGGAGAUCUAGCCUCGAGCAACGUUGCCUGCUCCGACGAUGGAAACGUGACCUGGUGCUGCAGCGAUGGAUAUUAUUGCAUGUCGAACAGGUUGUGUGAAUGGCAGACGGGGGACUUUUAUCAGGGAACCUGCACCGACGAGACUUGGGAGUCAUCCGAGUGCCCUAAUAUCUGUGGCGACGAUGGUAACCCGGAGGUCUGGGAGUGUUCCACUUCAGAGGGAACCUUUUGCUGUGGCGGAACCGACGGGUCCUGUUGUGACAACUCAACCGAGAUUAUCACCCUGGGCCAGGCAAUGACCAUCGGAUAUAUCAACAAUGGAACCCUGUCAGUGAUGACCACAUCAUCGACGACAACGACAAGCACCGGCUCGACAACUUCCUCCUCAGUGACCACCACCACAGGGGAUACGUCUACCACCGUCACGACGACGACAUCCACAUCAACAACCGGCACACCCACCAAUACUUCAGGCUCUACUGGUGGAGGUAACAGUGGCGGUAGCUCCUCCAGCGAUACCGGUGCUAUCGCCGGAGGUGUCGUCGGCGGGGUGGCCGGACUGGCCGCUCUGGCUGUGUUGGCAUGGUUCUUGUGGCGCCGAAACCGACAAAAGACUCACAAAACGGACCUGUCGCCCAAUCUGCAGCGCGCGGAGCUCUCGACCGAUGGUAACUACCACAGCGUUCCACAAAUGGAACAUCCCCAGGAGCUAGAGUCUGUCCAUUUGGCCGGCUCUACUCAGGCAAAUACACUGUCGGCCAGCGACCCAAGCGAGGUUGAUGCUCGGGAUUCGACCAUAUAUGAACUGGGACCUUCUCGGUAG